UCCCCUCCCCCAUCCCGAAGGCAGUUCCAUCCCCUGUGGAGGAUGCCUCCACCCUGGCUCGCCUCGGCCCCCCGCUGUUUUUUUCCGAAAGGUGCCUCCGGGGUCGGGACUUGGGAGUUUCCGCUAGUCGUCGGGGCCGGUGCGUGGCGCUGGGGUGGAGGCGGCUGGGUCUCGGUGGCUCCUGAGGGGCCCCUCCGGGCGUCUGGGCCCGGGACGCCCGUCGGUGCCACGCUGGCCCUCAAGCCCUGACGGGUGGCAUCUUGACCCUCCGGCGGCGCGUCCCUUGACCGAUCUUGUAGCCUCAAUCUUCAGGCCUCGGUCCCGGCUAUAAGUCUCCAGCCAGUAUAGUGUAAGCCACUUGUUAGGGUGCUUAUAACUCCUUUUGGUCUUGUUUUUCAGUAGAACCAAGGGACACGAGUGAUUUGAGGCAGUUUAUCUCUUAGCAAAGAGAUAAAGCAAAGACUGACACUAAAUUGGACAUAUUGUGUCGGUUCUAGUUCAAGUUUUCCUGUGGCAUUUUUGUGUUUCAUUUCUUUUAAAAUCUGGAAACUAUAUACUUGUUUCAAAAUGAAGGUGGAAAAGAACGUGCUUUUAAAACUCUUUAGAAGAAAACUAGCUUUUUAUUGCAUUUUUUUUACCAUCUGUGAAAACUUCCUGUAAUUCAUUUUUCCUCACUCCAGUAUUAAGAAUUAUACCAAAUUAAAAAGAUAUGAAUGAAUAUCCUAAAAAAAGAAAAAGGAAGACUUUACACCCUUCUCGUUAUUCAGAUUCCUCUGGAAUAAGCAGAAUUGCAGAUGGAUUCAAUGGCAUUUUUUCUGAUCAUUGUUAUAGUGUUUGUUCUAUGAGACAACCAGACUUAAAAUAUUUUGACAACAAAGAUGAUGAUUCUGAUACAGAGACAUCAAAUGACUUGCCAAAAUUUACAGAUGGAAUCAAGGCCAGAAACAGAAAUCAAAACUACCUGGUUCCCAGUCCUGUACUUAGAAUUCUAGAUCACACUGCCUUUUCUACAGAAAAAUCUGCUGAUAUUGAAAUUUGUGAUGAAGAGUGCGACUCCCCUGAAUCAGUCAACCAGCAAACUCAAGAGGAGAGCCCUAUAGAAGUUCACACUGCUGAAGAUGUUCCAAUUGCUGCGGAAGUGCAUGCAAUUUCUGAAGAUUAUGAUAUAGAGACAGAAAACAAUUCCUCUGAGAGUCUCCAAGACCAAACUGAUGAAGAGCCACCAGCUAAACUUUGCAAAAUUCUUGACAAGAGCCAAGCUUUUAAUGUGACUGCCCAGCAGAAAUGGCCUUUACUGAGAGCUAAUAGCAGUGGCCUCUAUAAAUGUGAACUUUGUGAGUUCAACAGCAAAUAUUUUUCUGAUUUAAAGCAGCAUAUGAUCUUGAAGCAUAAGCGUACUGAUUCAAAUGUCUGUCGAGUAUGCAAAGAAAGUUUCUCUACCAACAUGCUCCUGAUCGAACAUGCCAAACUGCAUGAAGAGGAUCCCUACAUUUGUAAAUACUGUGAUUAUAAGACAGUAAUUUUUGAGAACCUCAGCCAGCACAUUGCAGACACCCAUUUUAGUGAUCACCUUUAUUGGUGUGAGCAGUGUGAUGUACAGUUCUCCUCAAGCAGUGAACUCUACCUACAUUUCCAGGAGCACAGCUGUGAUGAACAGUACUUGUGUCAGUUCUGUGAACAUGAAACGAAUGAUCCAGAAGACUUGCAUAGCCAUGUGGUAAAUGAGCAUGCAUGUAAAUUAAUAGAGUUAAGUGAUAAGUAUAACAAUGGAGAACAUGGACAGUACAGCCUCUUAAGCAAAAUUACAUUUGACAAAUGUAAAAACUUCUUUGUAUGUCAAGUAUGUGGGUUUCGGAGUAGACUUCAUACAAAUGUUAACAGGCAUGUUGCUAUUGAACAUACUAAAAUUUUUCCUCAUGUUUGUGAUGACUGUGGGAAAGGCUUUUCAAGCAUGCUAGAAUAUUGCAAACAUUUAAAUUCACAUUUAUCUGAAGGGAUUUAUUUAUGUCAAUAUUGUGAAUAUUCAACAGGACAGAUUGAAGAUCUUAAAAUUCAUCUAGAUUUCAAGCAUUCGGCUGAUUUACCUCAUAAAUGUAGUGACUGCUUAAUGAGGUUUGGAAAUGAAAGGGAAUUAAUAAGUCACCUUCCAGUCCAUGAGACAACUUGAUUGUUCUCUUUAACUUCCAUAAUGUUGAUGUAAAAUAAUAAAUUUGACUUUUUUGCAGAUGUUAAAAUGGAUGAUUUUAAACACAACUUAUGAGAACUGUCUUUAACAAGAUCUUUUUAAAUUUUUUUUCUUGGCAUUGCUACCUUUUUCAGUAUAUAAUUGUAUCCUAAAUGUGGUAUUUUCAAUGUAUUGUAGUUGGUAGUUUUAACCGCUUUUGGUGACUAUCGUCGUCUGGCAUGUUCUCUGAUUUCAUAAAUCGAUAAGAAACAGAUGUACUGAAGAAAUUAGACUAUAGUUUUCCUUCCGUAAACAUAGGUGCUGUAAACUUUUUCUUCUUUAAACUCAAAACAAGAUCAGUUUUUCAUGUAUGAAGUCGUUAAAGUACUGUACUACCAGAACUAAAGUGCAACAUAAUAUGCACCUAAGUCCAGUGAUACUCCCAUUAAUAAGAUCCAGACCCUCCUUUUGCAUUCCCCAACAAUUAUUAUCCCCAAGGCAAUCAGUGAACUCCCCAUCUGUGUGAUUCUUUCAGUGACACUAGGAGGCCAGCGUUGUGGUAAGAAGGAGAGAUCUGGUUUUCUUGGCAGUCUUUUUUUAAUUCUCACUCUAUUUUAACCCCAUCUGUGUGCUAAAUAAUUUUAAAUGGGGAGAAAGUGGUAAGGGGUUCGACAAUAAAGUAACAUUUCAUAAUUCAUUUAUAAAUGAAUAAACAGGUUAUUUAUAAUCUGUUCACAUUUCAUUUAGAGUUAUGCAACUGCAAAGUCAUGCCCGAACUUCUGAUAUCAAAUCAUUUUCUGAGAAAACCCUCUGAAGUAUUAAAAUAGAAAUAGGAAGAUGUGGGAGAUAGGGGUUGCUGUAUGAAAAUGUAUAGAUUACUUUUGAUAGUGGUAAAUCAAUCUUCUAUAUUAGUUUCCUAUGGCUACCAUAACAAAUUAUCACAAACUGAGUGGCUUAAACAAUAGAAAUUUAUUGCCUCACAGUUCUAGAGGCUAGAAAUUCAAAAUUGAAAUAUUAGCAUAGUUGAUUCCUUCUGAGAGCUGUGAGAGAAGGAUCUGUUCCCCCGCUGCUCUCCUUGGCUUGUACGUGGCUAUCUUCAUGUUCACAUCAUCUUCUCCCUGAGUGCAAGUCUGUUUCCAACUUUGACCCUUUUACAAGGAACCAGCCAGUAAUUGGAUUAGGGCCCACCCUGAUAACCUCAUUUUAACUUGAUAAAGACACUAUACCCAAAUAAGUUCAUAUUUUGAUGUACUGGGGCCCAGGACUUCAACAUAUGAACUGAGGGGAGUGAGGGAGAGGCACAACUACAAUUCAGUAACAGCUUUUUAUAGUAUCAAGGAGAUAGCAUUUUGUGCAUCAUUGACCUCAAAUAUAAUAAACACUGUCACUAACUAUAUUGUCAUUCAGAAAUAUUGAUGUAGUUGAAAAGACUGAUUUAUGACCCACAGUGUUUUUUUUUACUUCAAGACCCAUGGGAAUUGAGUCUGUUUUGAGAAUGGUGGCAGCAACAAGUUUUUCAAAACCAAUCAUUUUUAUUUCCACCAUUUUGUUAUAUAUGCAUACCUGUAUUCCUAAAAACUACCAUUCUAUCUGAUUAUCACAUUCCAGGUAGAGCUGCCUGAUGUAAAUAUUUCUUAGAAGAUUUAAAAUUAUAAUGAAAUUGUAAGAAAACAUUAGAAACCAUCUGGUCUACACCCUCUAGGUUUCUAAGUUUCUUACAGAAACAGAAACUUAGGGUUAUUAUUAGGCCAGGGUCCCAAAACCAGUUAUAGCAGACAGGAGUGGAAUCCAAGUUAUUUGGCUUCCAGUGUAGUUAUGUUUCCAUUACACCAUGUUACAUAAAAAUCUAAGAUUUGUCCUUGGGAUGUUUUUCAUAACUACGUAACCUAGCCAUUCAACUACCUUCUUGGUAAUUCUGUCUAUAAUUUUUUAAUAUACAUCCAGCUUCAGGAAUUUGAUUUUCAGGAAACAAACCUUAAAUAAAUAAUGCCUGGGUUUUUUUUUUUAAUUGUGUAUUUUACAGCUUUACUUUUGAUCAGGUGUUAGUAAUCAAAUUAGAGAUUGUAAUGCAACUACUCCAGAGGUAUUAAAUCCAAGUUUUAGAACCAUAUAAUUUAGUGCUUUUUUGCUGAAUCUGCAGCUUGAGGCCACAUCUCACUGACAGUUUGUCCAAUAAAACCUUUUUGCUUUGACUCAGCUUUCAAAUAAGCCUAUGACUGACCAUAAAUUGCUGAGGUAGCAAGUCUAUAUUUUUAGCUAAAUGAACUUCUUUGGAAAAACAAACCUACUUAAAAAGAAAAUUUUCUAAUUGCUUCUAGAUUUUUUCUGUGCAAAGACAGACAUUUCCACUGUACUCUUGUGACUCGAGAAUACGUAACAGAUGGUGAUGUUUAUUAGCACUACAAUAGAAUUCUUGGCAGUAGUGAACAGUAGUGAUCUUUUUUUUUCAUCUUCACUUUGCAGUUCAUGUUAUUUGAAAAUGAUUGUGUGGUACUCAAAAGCUUGUAAAUUUGUAAAUUUCCUGCUUGUGAACUUGCCAGUUUUACCAUUUUAAAUCACCUUUCUCAUUCCUCUGAGUUUGUAUCAUCACAUAUUAACCAGUUUCUCUGUUUCACAGGGUCUGUAGCCUGUUAGGUGAUUGCUGAAUUAUUGGCAGGUGUAGCCAGUAGUGUUUUGUUUUUCCCCAAUAAACUAACACUAUUCCUAGUUUUUAAAUCUGAUUUUCAAAGCAUUGAAUUACUUAAUUCCUGGCAAUUUGCAGUUAAUCUUACUCAGCUUGUUCUCCCAGUCUUACCUUUUACAAGCAGGUUAAUAUACUCCCCAAACUUCUGUGAUUAAUUUUUGAUGGAAUUUUCAUGACUUAAAAGCACUAUAAGUGACAUAAAUUUGAAAAAGCUAAUAAAAAUCAAAUAGCCAUGGGAAUUCCCUGCCAGUCCAGUGGUUAGGACUCCAUGCGUCCACAGCAGGGGGCACGAGUGAGAUCCCUGAUGGGGAACAAAGAUGCCCCAAGACGUGCGGCACAGCCAAAAGAAAAAAAUACGUAUCAAAUAGCCACAAUCCUCUUGAGAAGCAGAUUGGCUUAAAAGAAUCAGUACUUUUUAUUUAAUUGAAAAUAAAUAGUUUAACUAACUGUAAAUCCCAACAGAGAAGCAAAUCUGGCUAGUUUUUCCCUACGAUUAACAGUCUCAUCCCUAUAAAUUAAAAAUGAACUUUUGAAUAUAUAUUCCUUUGUAACUCAAGUUCUGAUGACUGAAGAUAGAGUAUCUACAAGAAUUAUUCAUGGCAUUGAGUUUAUGGAUUUACAAAUAUACCUUAUAUUGGUUUAGCUUUCCAUAAAUUAAUCUCUUAAGACAACAGUCAAAUCUAAGAGAAAGAAAUGUGUAUGUACACUUAUGGUGUAAAAUAUAAAUUCACAAAGCUAAAAGUCACAUGUAAUUUACAUGUUUAUUACAUGAAGUUGUAUGCUCAAUUUGUAAGUUUAAAAAACAAAAUAUCAAUAGUCUGUUAGUUGCUUGGAGUCUACUUCAUACUAGUGAUUUGAAAAAUAAUUUUCUAUAUAAAGAUUUUUCCAUAUUAAAGCAUCACCACAACUUCCUUGUUAAGUUCAUUCUCCUUAGUAACCUUGGUAUUAAACUGGUAACUACCUGAACCCAAAAUAAAUCACAUUUAUGAAAAGUAAUUUCUUCACUGUAAAAAGAAACAAUUUUCUCACAUUGCUAAAUAGGAAUAUUGUGUCAUCUACUAGUCUUAAUCCCAUACUUUAAAAGGUAUGACUAUUUAGAUACUUUUUUAGGGGGAUUUUUGUUGUCACAACCUUUAAGUUUUUGUUUAUUUUGAGUUUUAAAUAGGCAAACAAAUAUGACCUGGAUAAUUUUUUUCUUGCUAAAAAUAUUGAGCUGAAUGAAUUACACAUUGAAAAAUUUAAUGAAAAGUAUGUUUUGAAUAAAAAAUGUUUUCUAGUUUUUAAAUAUCUUAUCCAGAUACUGUCCACUACUGAAAAACAUUACAGUUGAAAUCAUUGAUACUUUUGCCCUUAUUCUUCAGAAUAAGCUGAGAUUAGGAAUUGGAAUCAUACCAAAAUAACACAGAAAUGUAAUUUCUGGUGGGUAGUGUUUUUUUGUUUUUGUUUUUUGUUUUUUGAUCCUCUGCCUAAAGACCAUUUACCAUGAUGUUUUGGAUUUUAGUUGGCUGAAAUCUGAGACUAUUGAAUUCUCUUUUCUUGCCUACCCUGCACAUUUUAUUUAGGGUUACCACUUCUCUGCUAUAGCAUUAUGUUUUUUUAAAAAACAUAUUGCUCGAACUGUAUUCUAUGACUGAUUACCCUCCUCUGUGCAACUCUUCCACACCUCAUUUGGAUUUUCAGAAAGUCUCAAAAGAUUAAAAUUUUCCCAAUUAGCAAGGUGAGAGUGGAUUUUUUUCCUUUAAUUCUUCCUUCUCUGUAUUCUCCAAACUGUUUAAAAUAACUUAAUCCUUUCAUACCAUAUACCCACCACAUCACUCGCUUCUAUACCCUGUAAAUAUUUUAUAAAUUUCUGUCUAACAGCAGUGCUGAAUUUAGAAAUUUUUAAAGCAUAAUAUCAUGGCACUUUUUUUUUGCGGGGGGCGGGGCAGGGAGGAGGCUGUGCAGCUCUUGCAGAAUCUUAGUUCCCCAACCGGGGAUUGAGCACAGGGGAUUGAGCACAGGCCACAGAGUAAAAGCACCAAGUCCUAACCACUGGACCGCCAGGAAAUUCCCUCAUGGCACUUCUUCCUUUAUGGUUACAAGAUUAUGGUUAAGUGCCUUGUGGCACUGAUCCAGUGUUCUUUAGUGAACAACUAAAUUGCUGAAGUAGAGAAACUAACACAAAAUGACAGUAUGUUAGUUUAGGAGGAACCUCAGAAAUCAGGAGGAACCUCAGAAAUCAUCUAAUCCAGACUCAUAAAGCGCACAACAUAUAAAAAUAUAUAUAGUACAUAGUUUUAUUUUCAUGGUUGUAAAUUAUAUGUUGUGAAAUGUAACAUCAGAUCUGAUUCAUGAAUAUUUUUACUUAAGACAACUUUUUUUUUUAAAGCAAA
Molecule: messenger RNA, 7219 nt
Organism: Globicephala melas (long-finned pilot whale)
Lineage: Eukaryota; Metazoa; Chordata; Mammalia; Artiodactyla; Delphinidae
Gene: ZNF639
Product: zinc finger protein 639
Biological process (GO): regulation of transcription by RNA polymerase II
Molecular function (GO): DNA-binding transcription factor activity, RNA polymerase II-specific; RNA polymerase II transcription regulatory region sequence-specific DNA binding
Source: RefSeq, a predicted model, not a curated record